This is a messenger RNA of Eupeodes corollae, 1145 nucleotides long. RefSeq lists its product as uncharacterized. The record is from RefSeq and is a predicted model, not a curated record. The transcript has 4 exons. NCBI's taxonomy places the organism in Eukaryota, Metazoa, Arthropoda, Insecta, Diptera, Syrphidae. Gene Ontology annotation, molecular function: ion channel inhibitor activity. The coding region runs from base 335 to 802 and encodes 155 amino acids. Gene Ontology annotation, cellular component: extracellular region.
AAGGAACAGUAUUGCUUUGUGCAUUUUUGGAACAGCAACAUAUCCUAGAAUUUUAUCCCCGCAUAUCAUUAUUAGUGGUCCUUGUAGAGUGUUAAAAUUUUGUUUCUUUUACAACUUUUAAUCAUUUGAAAAAAAGUUUUUUAAACCUUAUCUUAUCAAUUGCCAAGCAAGGAAUCUUAACGAAUUUGAAUUAUUUAUCCUUUUCAUAAAGUUUAGAAAUAAAACUUACAACAUUCCGGCAAACGUUUUUGCAUUUUUUGUUUUAUUUAUUUUCUUUUAUUUCCUUACAAAACUCCUUAAAUACCAGAACCAAAAACGACAUCAGCUGACGAAGAUGGCACGUUAUCGUGGAGCGUCUACAUUUUUCAUCAUUGCGUCCUUGAUGUUGUUAAUGGAUGCAACAGAACCUAAUCAGUGCCAAGCUCAAUAUACCACAGCUGAUGAUAUUAUGUCCUUAUCUGGUGAAAACGAACAACCAACCUGGGAUAACUCAAUUAAUAAUUGCGUUGAACCACUUAACAUGUGCAGUCCAGGCUCCAGGAGCUGCUGCACUGGGAGCACUUGCCGUUGCGACACUUGGGACAACAACUGUAGAUGCCAAAUAACUGAUGAAACGUCCGUACAAAAUCCAUCAAACAAGGGUGACAUUUUUACAAAUGCCGAGAAACGCAGUUGCAUUAGACGUGGUGGGGCAUGUGACCAUCGCCCGAAUGAAUGUUGCUACAGCAGUUCCUGUAGAUGCAAUUUGUGGGGCUCUAACUGCCGAUGCCAACGCGUUGGAAUCUUCCAAAAAUGGGGUUAAACGUUUGCUUUUAAUAUUAAUAUUUUUUUUAAAUCAUAAAGAUUUAAUUUACACAAAAUACAGAAAUAACUAUUUUUAUGUCUCUAAAUAACAAUAAUGCAACGUACAUGGAAAUAUAUAUUUAAUUAUUUAUUUACAAAUAGUUUAACGACACUAAAUAAAAAAACUGAGCUGCAACGAAUUUAAACUAAAAUUUAUAAAAAAAAUAAUUAGUUUAUUAUGUAUGAAGCCAUGAAAAUUUAUUUUUGUUUAGCAAAGAUAAAAUAUUUCUGUGCUUUUUUGCAAUAAACGAUCUAAAAUCGAAUAAAAAUGCAGAUACAAAACACUAUUUUAUUAAAAUAUU